AUGAAUUUUCGGCUGCCAGUAUCGGAUUAUUACUUUAAUAAUCCAUACUUUGCCCAAAAGUCUAGAACGCCAGUAUGGACAAAAGCAAGCGUAGAACAAAUGGUCUCUUUGGCAAAGAGAGGGGCUUUAGGAGGAAAUUAUGGAAGUUCCGAAACAAACGCGUUAAGAGAUGGAAUGCAGCAUGCUCCUGGCAUCAAAGGUGGGCGUGUCUUAGUCAUAGGGUCUGAGAAUCCAUGGGUUGAGGCAUGCGUAUUGGAGGCUGGCGCGAAUGAAGUUGUUACUCUUGAAUAUGGAGAAAUUAAAUCACUACAUCCGCAAAUUAAAACUUUCACUCCUAGAGAAUUUAGCAAGGCUUUUUUGAACAAUAAACUUGGUAAAUUUGAUGCUGUCGUAACAUUCAGUUCUGUGGAACAUUCUGGACUAGGUAGAUAUGGCGAUGGACUUAAUCCUUGGGGAGAUAUCAUAGCAAUCGCCAGGGCAUGGUGUGUUACACAGAGAGGGGGAUCGCUGACUAUAGGAGUAACGUACGAUAAUGAAAAAGACUAUAUUAGAUAUAAUAGUGAGCGAUGGUAUGGGAAAAUAAGAUACCCAUAUCUCGCAACUAAUUGGAAACAACACUACAGAGGGAAUGGACUUCAGAGAAUCCAUGUGUUCACAAAACCAUAA
Molecule: messenger RNA, 666 nt
Organism: Saccostrea cuccullata (small rock oyster)
Lineage: Eukaryota; Metazoa; Mollusca; Bivalvia; Ostreida; Ostreidae
Exons: 1
Coding region: 1-666 (221 amino acids)
Source: RefSeq, a predicted model, not a curated record